This is a messenger RNA of Triplophysa dalaica, 648 nucleotides long. RefSeq names its product nucleoredoxin like 1 (gene nxnl1). Bases 1 to 648 code for a protein of 215 amino acids. Gene Ontology annotation, biological process: photoreceptor cell maintenance. NCBI's taxonomy places the organism in Eukaryota, Metazoa, Chordata, Actinopteri, Cypriniformes, Nemacheilidae. The record is from RefSeq and is a predicted model, not a curated record. Gene Ontology annotation, cellular component: mitochondrion. The transcript has 2 exons.
AUGGUUGAUCUGUUCUUGGGCAAAGUUCUGGUGAAAAACAACAAAGAUAAAGAUGAGCUGGACACCGAGCAUGAGAUCAUCCUGCGGCUCCAGAAUCGCAUCCUCGUGCUGUUUUUCGCCUCCGGAGAAUGCGAGAGGUGUCAGGACUUUGCUCCGACGCUCAAAGACUUCUUCAAGAAACUGACGGAUGAGUUUUACGUGGAGCGCUCGGCUCAGCUGGUUCUCCUCUACGUCUCAAUGGACUCAUCAGAGGAGCAACAGGAGAAGUUCCUGAAGGAGCUGCCCAAACGCUGCCUGUUCCUGCCGUAUGGAGAUCCAUACAGACAGGAGCUGGCGGGCAUGUUCGAAGUGAUAGACGUGCCCAGCGUGGUGGUGUUGCGUCCCGACUGCUCCGUCCUCGCUCAAAACGCCGUGGCAGAAAUCUGCGCCCUGGGACCCGGCUGCUUCCGCAACUGGCAGGAAGGGACGGAGCUUAUCGACAGGAACUUCAUGAUGAACGAGGAGUUUGACGAGGGCAAAAUGCGCAGCAUCACCGACCCCUUCAGGCGACUCAAAUACAAGGUGGAAGACAAGAAGAAAAAGAAGAAAGGGAAUAUUGCAGAAGAAGAGCAAGACGAUGAUGGUGGAGGAGGAGGAGUGUGGGGCUGA